Molecule: messenger RNA, 1077 nt
Organism: Salpingoeca rosetta
Lineage: Eukaryota; Choanoflagellata; Craspedida; Salpingoecidae
Exons: 2
Coding region: 1-1077 (358 amino acids)
Source: RefSeq, a predicted model, not a curated record
AUGCUCCCCGCGAUUGUCGCGGCUUGCGCUGCCUCUGGCAUCGCAAUGUUGUACUUCACAGGCUUGACCUUUCGACCUCAAGGUCCUGCGUGCACAACCCUUCAUGGGCAAUACAUCCCACAGCUGUAUGUUGGCCCAAAGUACGUGGAUAUGGAAGAGCAGUUUAUUGGUCGUGCAAAGCAGGCUGACUUGGACAAACCGUACCACAUUGAGCAGUUAGUUCCAGCCAACAUGCACCACAGGUCGGACACACUGGACCUUUCAGCGGUGGGUGAUGACGCUCAGCCAAAAUGGUGGAUGAGCCACUUCCUUGCUGCUUGGAAUGGCAGAGUGACCAACGCCGAGCUUCUUAAAUGCCUGACCAGCCUCAACCAAGACCACAGUGAUCUGGUUACAGCCGCACAAGCGCUCCUCGGUCAUGGUCAGACCCUUCGACAAGUUGACACGACCACCGCCUCAGUUGUCCAGGAGGCAGUUAAGCAUCUGCAUGACAAAUUGGCACAUGCUGCUGCACUUGCUGAUCUCACAUACCAAGUCACAUACGAAGGCCUGACAACUGGCUUGAAGUCACAAUUGGACCAUCAGGAGCGCAUUAAGUCAGUUGUGGAAGGCGACUCAGACACCGAUUAUGGGAAGCUCACCCUUAAGAACGGUUCAACGCGUGACGCUACUUUUGCGGAGUUCCUGCUUGGGCGGUCAUGGGCAUGUAUUGAAACGAGCCAACAUCGACAUGCUGUGCUUAUCGGUACCAAAGUUGAUAUGCCUCAUCGAUGGGUAGAUGAGGAACCAGUCUUGCAUAACAGUGCCAAAGCCCCGUCGGAGUUAAACGACGCUGGCCUCGAGUUCAACAUCGCUGUUCGAGGCAGUUACCCCCCAACCAAGAUGAACAUGGCCAUGUUAAACGACUGGCUUGGUGGGAACCUGCGGAUGUGUCCUCACACCGAGCCUGCUGGUGGAAUACUUGGCAAUACCGAAGCGAUCCAGUGCCAAGGCUCCUGGAACGGGUGGGAAUGCAGCACAAUCAAGUGUAUGAAAUCAGUCUCUCUGGAGAUCGGACAGGGGUUUCAAACGGACUGA